UGACAGGAGAUACACUUACUGUUCACUUCCGGGUCCAAGCUCUCUUCCGGUAAAAUGGCGACCGCCAUGGCAGAGAACGUGGAAAUCAAACAAAUUGGUACUUUAAAGGGCAAAGGUUUGUUUUCAAAGACAGCUUUCAAGAAAGGUGAUGUUAUUUUUGAAGAGAAACCCCUGGUGUCAUGUCAGUUUGCCUGGAAUGAACUGUACAAAUACAAGGCGUGUGAGUUCUGUAUGCAGGCAUUGGAAACAGCGGAAGAAAACAGUCGACGUCUGACAGAAAACAAAGGUAUCACACUCCCGUACCCGGAGUGUUGUGAGGUCAAGCCGGAGGACCAUGCUGUUUGUCCACAGUGCCAGAUCGAGUACUGCAGUGCCCAGUGCCGGGACGCAGCGUGGGCCCAGUACCAUCGUGUCCUGUGUCUUGGGAUGUCCAGGGAAGACCAAGACCACCCCAUCAACAGACUCCUGGAAGCCUGGCGGAAUAUCCACUUCCCCCCAGAGACAGCCACAAUAAUGUUGCUCGCCAAAAUGAUUGCCACAGUCAAACAAGCUGAAGAUAAAGAUGCUGUCCUGGGUAUGUUCUCCUCGUUUGUACAGAACACAGUAAACGAGGAGGAGCAGAUCGUCCACAAACUACUGGGAGAACAGUUUCAGGAUCCUAUGGAGCUGCUGUGGAGACUCACAUCGGAGGCACUGUACGAGGAGGCAGCACAACAGUGGUUCACACCAGAGGGCUUCAAGUCUCUGUUUGCUCUCAUCGGGCGGAAUGGCCAGGGUAUUGGCAGCAGCUCCAUCAGCGUGUGGGUGAGGAACUGCGAGGCCCUGGAGCACUCGACAGAGGAGAAGGAGAAGGUGGAGGAGUUCAUUGACCAGCUUUACGAACAACUGGACCAAGUGGCAGGAAUGUUCCUCAAUGUUGAAGGUUCCGGACUGUACCAAUUACAAAGUGCUUGUAAUCACAGUUGUGUUCCAAACGCUGAGAUAACCUUCCCCCACAACAACCACACCCUUGUCCUGGUUGCCAUGGAGACCAUAGAGCCUGAGCAGGAGAUUUGUAUCAGCUACCUGAGUGAGUGUUCCCUGGGCAGGAGUAGGCACAGCAGACAGAGGGUACUCAAAGACAACUACUUGUUCAGUUGCAACUGCCCGAAGUGUCUCAGUCAGGCUGAUGACCCUGAUGUGACCUCCGAGGAAGAGAUGGAUGAUGAGGAGGAGGAAGAAAGAGGAACUGGUGAUGGCUGAAACUGCCAUCUUGAAAUAGAUGUCUUUUAACUGUCAAUAGCAAUAAAAUGUCUUUCUGCUCAAA
Messenger RNA from Haliotis rufescens (red abalone), 1306 nucleotides. RefSeq names its product histone-lysine N-trimethyltransferase SMYD5-like. The transcript is spliced from 12 exons. NCBI's taxonomy places the organism in Eukaryota, Metazoa, Mollusca, Gastropoda, Lepetellida, Haliotidae. Gene Ontology annotation, molecular function: protein binding; histone H4K20 methyltransferase activity. Bases 55 to 1242 code for a protein of 395 amino acids. The record is from RefSeq and is a predicted model, not a curated record.